This is a messenger RNA of Penicillium arizonense, 1875 nucleotides long. RefSeq lists its product as uncharacterized. The transcript has 2 exons. The record is from RefSeq and is a predicted model, not a curated record. Bases 1 to 1875 code for a protein of 624 amino acids. Lineage: Eukaryota; Fungi; Ascomycota; Eurotiomycetes; Eurotiales; Aspergillaceae.
AUGGCGUACUACGAGGAUCGCCGAUACGCACCGCGCGACCGCUACAGCCGCCCAGCCACCUAUGUUGAUCCAUACGAUGAUCCGAGAGGCCAUUAUGCAAGGCACGAUCGUGACCCCUACAGACGCCGAGUCAGCGAUGAUUCUAUCGCGCAAGUGCAGCGCGAUUACCCCCCAGACUCAGAUUAUGUCUAUGAGCGUGGUUACACAUCCCGUCGGCCCAGGGCUUCGCGACCCGUCUACGAAAAUGUGCGACGUGCUUCCUCCGUCAGCGGUUACGAUCCUCACUACGAUGCUGCUUACUCUCGCUCAUCCCGUCCUCGACGGUCAAGACAUUAUGAGGACAAACGCUCUCGUCGGUCCAAGUAUGAUUCUGAUUCUUCUCCAAGUCGCUCUCCGCCCCGCCAUGGCCGUCGCAAGUCUUUCAGCGAACAGGCUCUGGGCGCACUAGGUCUCGGCGGUGCUGCUGCAUCGGCCAGCCGGGGACGUUCCAAGUCUCGCCAUCGCAACCGGUCCUAUUCUCGAUCGCCGUCUGAUUCACGCAGUCGCAGUCGCCAUCGUGGCAGUGGUCGCGGUGGCCGUGAGCGCAGCGAGCAGCGCAUUGCUCAGGCUGCUCGUGCCGCGCUGACCGCUGGUGCCAUCGAAGCCUUCAAGCAGCGCAAAGAGCCAGGUGAUUGGGCUGGUGCAAAGGGAAAACGAAUCCUUACGGCUGCUGUCGCCGCUGGUGGCACUGAUGGUCUUGUCGAUAAGGAUCCCAACAAGCACAGCACACGCCAUGUUGUGGAGUCUACCCUUGCUGGUCUCGCUGCUAGUCAUUUCGUUGGCGGCGGAUCACGCUCACGCUCCCGCGGUCGAAACAGUCGCGGCGGCUCGGGCGGUGGUCUCAAGGACCUCGCUGCGAGUGGAGCCCUUGCUGCUGCUGGAAAGGAAGUCUUUGAUCGAUUUUCGCGAUCUCGGUCUCGGCCUCGCGGUCGUUCUGAUUCCCGCAGUGAUGAUGAGCGUGGCUCUAAGAAACGCAGUAAGAGCGUGUCGGAGUACAUCAGCAAGGGCAUGGCCGCCCUUGGACUUGGAGAAGAAGAAAGGAGCAAGGACAGCAGAGACAGAAGAGACAGAGACCACCAUCGGGACCACAGAGAUAGCAGGGACCGGCGUCAUCGCCGCGAUACCCGGCACGACGAUUACUCGGAUUCAGAUGCAGACAGCGAUUAUUACAGCCGGGACUCGAGACGGGGCAGAGGCUCGAGAGAUGUAGGUCGGCACCGUUCUUUGGACGGAAAAUAUCCCCCUUAUGCACCCCUUAGCGCACCGCGCGGCGAGAACGGAGCCCAAUCUAAGGAUUGCGGCCACCACUCAAACUCUGAGAGUGAUUCUGACCUAGGUGACAGUUCUGAUGAGAAGAAGCAACGCAAGAAGCUGAAGCGGGAUAUGCUACUGACCUCGGGCUUGGCUAGUGUGGCUACCAUCCACGCUGCCCACGGUCUGUACGGUAGUAUGGAGAAGAGGAAGAAACGCAUGCACCAGUUGAAGGAGGGAGAGAUCACACCCGAAGAGGCCCGCAAACGCCGCAUCAAAGCUAACUCGCUGGACGCUGUGAGCAUUGGUCUUGCUGCCCUCGGUAUCAAGGGCGCCUAUAGUGAAUGGAAGGAAGUCAACGAGAAGCGCAAGGAGAAUCAUCAUUACCAGGAAGAGUGUGCCCAACGUGCUAUCAAGCGUGAGCGGCGCCGUGCUCGCAGUCAAGGCAAUGGCCCUUCCCGAAAGACCCGCUGGCCUGAUGAGAUUGAAUAUGCACCAUCGACAAACGACUCCUUCGACCGAACACCAGUUUAUCAUGAUGGCAAUCCUUAUGGGGUUUCGGAGGCUCCGCAGAUUUCUUACUAG